Messenger RNA from Psammomys obesus (fat sand rat), 751 nucleotides. Its product is annotated as cell adhesion molecule-related/down-regulated by oncogenes-like. Gene Ontology annotation, cellular component: axon; plasma membrane. The record is from RefSeq and is a predicted model, not a curated record. Gene Ontology annotation, biological process: cell-cell adhesion; nervous system development; axon guidance. Bases 95 to 751 code for a protein of 218 amino acids. NCBI's taxonomy places the organism in Eukaryota, Metazoa, Chordata, Mammalia, Rodentia, Muridae. The transcript is spliced from 5 exons.
ACCUGAGGACCUGGCAUACACCGAUCUAACUUGUUGAGCUGAGGCCUAGGCUUUCUCUGGAAGUUUUCCCUGCCUACUUCUGUAGUUGGGCGCUAUGCAUCCAGACCUCGGAGCCUUAUGGACACUGCUGUAUGUUCUUGUGAUUCUGUGUCCUUCUGUGAGUUCAGACUUGGCACCGUAUUUUAUCUCCGAGCCACUCUCUGCUGUCCAGAAGCUUGGUAGACCCGUGGUCCUACAUUGUUCUGCUAAACCUGUUACUGCCCGCAUCUCAUGGUUGCAUAAUGGAAAACGAUUGGACAGAAACACAGAACAGAUUAAGAUUCAUCGAGGGACUUUGACUAUUCUGUCUCUUAACCCUUCCCUUUCUGGUUGCUACCAGUGCGUUGCCAAUAACAGCGUGGGCGCCAUUGUGAGUGGCCCUGCAGCGGUGUCAACCGCAGCUCUGGGUGAUUUCGAUUCAUCAACUAUGCCUGUUAUUACUGCAGAAGAGAGAAACACGGGUUUCAUUGGCUGCAGGGUACCAGAGAGUAACCCCAAAGCUGAGGUGCGCUAUAAGAUCCGGGGGAAGUGGCUGAACUAUUCCACAGGAAACUACAUAAUCCUUCCUUCAGGAAAUCUUCAGAUUUUGAAUGUAUCCUCAAAGGAUAAGGGCUCAUACAAAUGUGCUGCUUAUAACCCUGUCACGAGUGAACUGAAAGUUGAACCCACUGGCCGGAAGCUCCUUGUGAGUCGUAAGUAUUUGGGAGGAUGA